Messenger RNA from Puccinia graminis f. sp. tritici CRL 75-36-700-3, 1277 nucleotides. RefSeq lists its product as uncharacterized. The transcript has 2 exons. The record is from RefSeq and is a predicted model, not a curated record. Bases 1 to 1179 code for a protein of 392 amino acids. Lineage: Eukaryota; Fungi; Basidiomycota; Pucciniomycetes; Pucciniales; Pucciniaceae.
AUGCCGACCAUCACUGAUCUUCCAAUGGAAUUACUUCAGCACAUCUUCACGGACCUGGUCAUAUUGCACAAAAGAUGGCCUCGUUCUCCGGGCCCACCUCCGACGACUACCUUAAGACUGGUUUGUCGGCAAUGGGCGAAUUGGUUAUACGAAAAAGAACUAUACCGCACGCUGUAUUUCACAACUCGCACUAAAACCUUAGCAUUUAUUGGCCACAUACGACAACGCUCAAAACUCCAGCUACCGCGUGCCAAAUGUGCCCAUUUGUAUGCGUAUCUCACUUAUCACGAGUCCUGGCAUGGGCUCCCCGAAGACGAACAUGAAUAUCGGAUCACCUCUGAGAUGCUAGAAAGCUUGGUCGACCUGUUCUCCGAUACAAUCGUCACGUUGUCUCUAAACUUUUAUGAGUACGUCUCGCUGUCCACUCGAACCGUUGCUGCCAUUGGGCGGAUUGAAAACCUCCUGAAUCUCCGGCUGGAAAACGAACUAUGGCAUCUUCCCGACGAGCGUGUAACGCCGUUCCCAAGGGUAACUGAGUGCUUCAACUCAUUGCUUGUGACAACCCAGCAACUGCGAUCACUACGUCUCGGGAUGCCCUUUUCCCUACCUUUAGGAUAUGGCCCCGCGGCUGGUUCUCAAUACCCACCGAUUACGCAUUUACACCUUCGGCUCGGAGCCGUCAAGAUAACCGACAUAACCACUCUUUCAGCUCUACUCAAGCAUAGCCUCAGAGUGGUUACACUUUGUGAUUUAAGAGUUCUCGAGGGGUUUGAACCACAACUGCUUCUACCCUUUUAUGAAAACAUCAGAGAAACAAUAGAGGGGAUUGGUGUUAGUUCACCUAUCGCACUAGAACCCAUCCUGGGUCUGAGGUUUCCAAAGCUACGGGUCGUCGCAGUUCAAGACUGGCGUGAUUUCCUCACGGAUUUCUUGAGCCGAGAUUUGUUUUUGCAUUCCCCAAUCGAGGUCCUUGCUUUGGAUUCGGAUGCAAAGCGUCAGGUCGAUCCCGAUCCGGCGUGUAAUCCGUUUCAAAACCUGCUCAAGUUGAAACGACUGGUUUUCAUGAUAAUAGACUACAUGUCCGAAAUAUCACCGAGGCUUCGUCGCGCCGGUGAAGCCCGUGGUGUGAAGUGUGUAUACCUUCAUCAUGCGGACAUGUCUGUAAUAAUGAAGCUCUAAUCCACUCGCAGUUUAACUUCCAACCUCAAGAUCUAAACGGAUACCUAUCUCUUAGUUUUGUUUCUGGCAAUGCCCAAUGUCAUGUACCUAACAAAUUU